Tribolium madens (black flour beetle) is the source of this 2218-nucleotide messenger RNA. RefSeq names its product N-sulphoglucosamine sulphohydrolase. Gene Ontology annotation, biological process: heparan sulfate proteoglycan catabolic process; glycosaminoglycan catabolic process. The coding region runs from base 611 to 2143 and encodes 510 amino acids. Gene Ontology annotation, molecular function: N-sulfoglucosamine sulfohydrolase activity. The transcript is spliced from 6 exons. The record is from RefSeq and is a predicted model, not a curated record. NCBI's taxonomy places the organism in Eukaryota, Metazoa, Arthropoda, Insecta, Coleoptera, Tenebrionidae.
GUCUGAGGCAAUAAGUCUUAUCCCACCCUUUGGGAAAAGCAUCAAAACUGAUUUGGCCCCCGAUUGCAUACGUGAGGCCGAUAUCGGGGAACCUUUUUUUGAGCGCCUCAAUCAUUGUUUGCCUUAUAUUAAACUCUUUAUCAUAUUUUUCAAAACUUUCGCGCUCUUCCUGGGAACAGGAGCGCCCAACUGGGGAUAUAUUGAGCAUCCCGGAUCUAAAUUCAACAAAGUUGCCCCUCUUUACCGGGAGAACUACUGUCGACAAGUAAUUCAAGACGUAGUUUAUGAACAUUUGGAUCUUGUCUUCACCCAUAAACUUCUGGAUGCUUUGUCUCCCAACUUCCUUUCCAAAUUUAUACUGCACAAGCCCGUUUUCAGGAAACACGUAGUCAAACCUGAAAAUUACGUCCUCGCCGUUCAUCUGUUCGGCGAUUUUCUUGAAAUCGGAGCCACCGACGAGGCCGAGAGUGCACAAGGGUUUGAUUUUAGUUUGGAUGAACUCGUCAAAGUCAGGGUCGAUUCCUUGUCGGGCUUUGGUCAGGGUGCCGUCCAUGUCGAAUAAACACAAAAUCUUCUUUGGUGGCAUGUUUGGGUUUGAAUUUGGCUCCAAAUGUGUGGAAAGAUGGGGAAAACCGGUUUAGUUGUUCUACUAAUGAUUUUGGCACGAUUUAGGGCUGAAACUGAGAAAAAAUUAAAUGUGUUGUUGAUUUUGGCCGACGAUGGCGGUUUCGAAAUGGGGGCUUACAGGAACAAAAUCUGUCAAACACCAAAUUUGGACGCUUUGGCCAAAAAUAGCCUGAUUUUUAACAAUGCCUACACCUCGGUCAGUAGUUGUUCUCCCAGCCGCUCGGCUUUGCUUACUGGUAUGCCGGCACAUCAGAAUGGCAUGUAUGGUUUACACCAAGCCGAAAACCAUUUUGAUUCAUUCACAAAUAUAAAAAGUUUGCCGAAUAUUUUGCGAGAAAAUGGGAUUCGGACUGGAAUUAUCGGUAAAAAACAUGUGGGACCAAAAAGUACAUACAGUUUUGAUUAUGAGCAGACUGAGGAGAAUAAUUCGAUUUUGCAAGUUGGGAGAAAUAUCACUUUUAUGAAAUUGUUGGCCCGAGAGUUUUUAAAUAAAUCAACGGACAAACCAUUUUUCCUGUUUGUGGCAUUCCAUGACCCCCACCGUUGCGGCCACACAAACCCAGAAUACGGCGAGUUUUGCCAACGAUUUGGUAAUGGGGACGUUGGGAUGGGUCUAAUCCCUGAUUGGCACCCAAUUUAUUACCAAUGGGACGAACUAGAGUUACCUUAUUAUAUCCCCGAUACUGAGGAAGCGAGGAGAGAUGUGGCAAAUCAAUAUACCACAAUCUCAAGAUUAGAUCAAGGCGUUGGUUUAAUUUUAGAAGAACUGAAAAAAUCAGGUCAUUCUGAUGACACCCUUGUGAUUUACAGUUCGGAUAAUGGGAUUCCAUUUCCAAACGGAAGGACGAAUUUAUACGAUUCUGGAAUAGCCGAACCUAUGUUUAUAUCUUCUCCCUUACAUAAAGAAAGGCGCAAUCAAGUUACUUAUUCUUUGACUAGUCUUCUAGAUAUUGUUCCUACUGUCCUUGAUUGGUUUAAUAUCACAGAGGAGAGUAAUGAAAUCAUUAACAGAAAACUGACCGGGAAAAGCUUAUUGCCUCUUCUAGUUGAAGAACCACAAAAUACCACAAAUGAGGCAAUUUUCGCCAGCCAUAAUCUCCAUGAAGUGACAAUGUAUUAUCCAAUGAGAAUGAUCAGAACACAUCGCUAUAAAUUGCUUCAUAAUUUGAAUUACCAAACACCGUUUCCCAUUGAUCAAGACUUUUACUUAUCACCAACAUUCCAAGGUAUUUUGAACCGUACAAAAGCCAAGGAAAAUUUGUACUGGUUUAAAACCUUAAAACAAUACUACAACAGGCCCGAGUGGGAACUGUACGAUUUGAAACAUGAUCCUGUGGAAGUGAACAAUCUGGCAGGUAAAAAUGAGUACAAGAAUGUGAUGCAGGAAUUGGAGAAAAGGCUUUCUGAGUGGCAAAAUGCGACAAAUGAUCCUUGGAUUUGUUCCCCACAUUCGGUCUUAGAAAAUAAGGGUGACUAUGCUAAUAACCCCCAAUGUAUGCCCUUGUAUAACAUGUGAGGCGAUAACGUAAACACAAAAAUAUAUUUAUUGUCACAUAUUCUAAACAAAUACUUAUAUAAAACAUCUACGUUA